Mycena citricolor is the source of this 3450-nucleotide messenger RNA. NCBI's taxonomy places the organism in Eukaryota, Fungi, Basidiomycota, Agaricomycetes, Agaricales, Mycenaceae. The record is from the annotation of a GenBank genome assembly.
CGAAUCUCGGCCUGGAGGGAACUCUGGACUGCUGACCAUGGACAUGUGAACGGCUUCUCCUCAAACGGACCGCCGCUGCUCCGGGGGCUUAACUUGGCGCAGCUCCAGGGUGUCGAUGACACCUUCCUCCUAUUCCCCCAUUCUCUGUCUGCCAUGAAGGAAUUCCCGACGAUCAAAGCGGUUCGGACAUACAUUACGCAGGGAGUGGGCUCAGGUGGCGACUACCAUAAUGUGAAUCGCGGGCAUUGGCUGGUCGACAACUUCAUCAGUGUGCCGAUGUCAAAGUAUCCUGAAUACCGUGCCUCACGCACUUCAUGGGGACUCAACGUUCUCGGUUCGUUCUGUGUCGAGAUCGAAGCAAGCGAUGGCACCACGGGCUUUGCCACUGGCUUUGGUGGUCCGCCUGCAUGCUGGAUAGUCAAACAUCACCUCGAGCGCUUCCUCCUCGGCGUCGACCCGCGCAAUCUCAACCGCCUUUCGGACCAGAUGUUCCGUGCCACGAUGUUCUACGGACGCAAGGGUCUCCCCGUCGCGACGAUCAGUGUUGUCGACCUUGCGCUGUGGGAUCUACUGGGUAAAUUGCGUGGAGAGCCGGUGUACAAGAUGAUCGGCGGCGCGAUCAAGGAUGAGCUGGAGUUCUACUGCACCGGGCCGGAACCCACUGCAACCAAGGAGGCUGGCUUCUGGGGCUCCAAGGUCCCGCUUCCAUUUGGUCCAGAUGAGGGGCCCGCGGGGAUGCGCAAGAACAUCGAGUUCUUGACUAAGCACCGCGAGAGCGUCGGCCCGGAUUACCCGAUCAUGGUCGACUGCUGGAUGAGCUUGACAGUCCAGUACACGAUAGAGCUGGCUACUGCGUGUCUGCCGCUCAAGAUCGAGUGGUGGGAGGAGGUUCUGCAUCCGGAUGACUCGGCCGGGUAUGCGUUGAUCAAGCAGGCGCUGCCUCAUGUGAAGUUUACUACGGGGGAGCAUGAAUACACACGAUAUGGAUUCCGUGAGCUGAUUGCUCCGCGCCAUAUUAGUAUUCUACAGCCGGAUAUCAUGUGGCUCGGGGGCCUCACGGAAGCACUGCGUGUCGCUGCACAAGCCGCAGCAUACGACAUUCCCGUUGUUCCGCAUGCUAGCGGAGCUUACAGUUACCACUUCGUCGUCAGUCAGCCGAACUGUCCCUUCCAGGAGUAUCUUUGCAACGCACCGGACGGUAAAUUUGGACCAGGUAACAAAGGUGCUCUUCCCCCUGUUUUCGGCACAUUGUUCGAAAGCGAGCCGGCGCCCAUCGGUGGGAAGUUGCAUAUUUCCCAGCUGGACUCUGAGCAAGGUGGUUUUGGACUUGUGGUCUCUCAGCAGGCCAGACAGUCGACGCUCGUUCCUGGCGAUCUACUCGUAAAUCCUGAGCAUUUCGGGGGCGGUGCCGUCUUGGCGCAUGGGGUUAAGGUCAACAAGACCCUUCCUUCCAUGCAUUCCAGUCGCGCCGGCCUUGGUCUUCGACCACCACUCCCUUCCGGCGGCCAAGGGCCUUCCUUCUCUGCGCUCGCGCUUCAAAAUCAACAUCCCGGUGGCCAGCCUCCGAAACAGACGACGCUCUUCGUAGGGUCCAUUUCAGGCGGCGUCACCGACACAACACUCAAUGCGCUCUUGACUGCGUGUGGGCCAAUAGCAAGCUUCAAAAGGCUAAUCACGCCAGCUGGAAAGCCGCAGGGAUUUGGAUUCGCGGAGUUUGAGACAGCGGAUGGCGCGCUGUUGGCGCUUGCACUGCUGAACGGAAUCGAGCUGCCUGCGCUCGAGGAAGGGUGCGCAAACAAGAAGCUACUAAUCAAAUCCGACGAAAAAACGACCGCGUUCUUGAACGCCUACGCGUCGACACGGCCCGCACCAACCGCACACUCCCAGACAGCGAAGCAACUCAUCGACGCUGUGCUCGAGGACCUCUCCCGGGCGGCACAGGCCGCGCUAGGCGGGGAGAAGGAGAAAUACGUCAUUCCGCCGCAUUUGCACGAUCUGCAAGAGGCGGAUCUGCCUGAGACGCAGCGCGAGCUGGUCGUGAGCGAGAUCGCGCAGUUUCGAGAGCGGGCGGCGAAGAAGGAGCGGGAAAAGAUGAAGGAGCUGGAAAUACAGACGCGGAGCCAGAUUGCGGCUUCAGCCGCACCUGCUGCGCCGAAUCGGUGGGGCGGGGGCUCCAGUGGCGGCGCCGGCGGUGCGCAGGCUGGACAGAGAGGCUCGGACCCGGAACCAGGAAGCAGGGCGUUCGGAGGUGAUGCCCAAGGGUAUGGUAAACCCGUGGAGUUCGUCAAAGGGGCAAGCAGUGCUGGUACACCCACACAGACCGACGAACAGAUGGAGGCUGGGAGAAAGGAAGCAAGGAGAAAAGAGGAGGAGCUAUCCUUCAGAGAUCAACUCCGUCGAUACGAACCGCGAGAACGACAACGGCUGGCUGCGCUGGAACGGGCGAUUACACGGGAUCGUGCGAUCAAGUCAUCACACGCACAAGUCAAGUCAGACAUGUCGAAGCGUCUGGCGUCGUACGACGAUGACUCUGACACCGAGCAAUCGGAUCCAUACCAUGCGGAUCGCGCACGCUGGCGGGCUUCUCGAGCACGCAUUCUAGCGCAAGAAGAACGAGACGACGCCACGGAUCGAGCAGACGAAGAGAGGGAGAAGGCUGAGCUUGAGCAGGCGAGCGAGAUGUUCUUGCAGCAGCAAAUGGGUGGUUUGCGACGCGGCGAGGAGGAGGCGAGAAAGGCGGGAAUGUUGGUGGAUAGCGGUGGGCCGGUCAAGCUCAAUGUGUCAUUGGCAGCAGCAGCACCUACAACCAAGGCUGCGGCCUCAGGAGAUGCCCUUGGCUUCGGUGUCGAUGACGAAGAGGACGAGGCGCUUACUCGUAAGCGCAAGGGCCCGCUUGUCAAGCUCGACUUCAGUGCGGCUGAAGCUGGACCGGAAGCUGAGCGACAAAGGCUAGAGGAGAUGCGGAAGAGUGUGCCGGGCAAGGAGAAGGACGAACUGUUCCAGGCGAAGAUCCGUUGGGACGGUAUGAGCGAUUCUCUCAUCGACCGCAAGUUUGAGCCUCUCGUCAAAAGGCUGAUCGCCAAGUACUUGGGUGACGACGAAGUGGAAGAGUUGGUCAUGUUCGUCGUCGAGCACUUGAAGGACCACAAGGGUCCCAAUAAGCUUGCGGAGGGGCUCGAGCCGGUCCUGGAGGAAGAGGCGAUUGAGGUCGCAACUGCUGUCUGGCGGCAGUUGGUGUUCGAAAGUAUGGCAUACAACGAUGGUUUACAUACUAGAGAAAUGAUGGUCGAGGAUUAGCUGUGUCUCAUCCUCAUCUUCCACUAUCGUUAUCUUUUUUACAAGCUUUCUUGACGUAUCUUGGGGCAGCCUUUUCGAUCACGGAUCACCAUCACACGACUCAUUUCCCUGCCACAAUCCAUAUCUGUAACCAAGAAUCUUGAUCCAGUGAAU